UUCAUUUGUUUCUCUUCUACAUCAGCAUUAAUUCCAAUGAAGAAGCAGGGAUCCAUAGACAUAGACAGAUAUACAUAGUUAUUUAUAUAUGUGUAUAUAUAGUAUAGACAUAGAGAGAUCAAAUAUAGCUGAGUAGAAAUUAUAUAUAUACAACUCAUAUGGGUAAGUUUGUAGAAUUAUUAGAUGUUGGGGUAAGAAUAGCUGCAAGAUUUCACUCCCACUGUCCUCAAACUGGACGGAUGUACUAUCAUCCUCCUUCUGGUACCCCUGAUAAUGAUGAAGACCAUGAAUACCACCACCACCACCAUCACCACCACCACAGGGCUCCAAAGGCUGCCGCCGGCAAGAGCGGCGACGCCACUACGCAUGUUAGUGUCUCGGAUGCAAAUCUGAAGGCUAACGCCACUUGUGGUGCCAAGACGGCCUCUGUGGGUUACGAAACCACCGAGUUCAUUCUUUUUUCUGUUUCCUGAAAAAAAAAAUCAAGUUAGACAUAUGUAUGAUAUAUAAUACGUGCCAUGGCUUUAUUGUCUUUGUUUGUAAUUAACUGAUAAUUAUUUUGGUUCUUAUUUGUGUG
Molecule: messenger RNA, 577 nt
Organism: Humulus lupulus (European hop)
Lineage: Eukaryota; Viridiplantae; Streptophyta; Magnoliopsida; Rosales; Cannabaceae
Exons: 1
Coding region: 159-473 (104 amino acids)
Source: RefSeq, a predicted model, not a curated record